GCAGAAUCAGAUGCAGAGAAAACUAAGCGACCACCUCACACAUUUGUUAGUCUGAUUAAGCUUGCACUAGCAACCCAGCAAUGAAAGGUAUGAAGGUUAAAGAAAUCUGCAAAUGGAUUGAAGAUAAUUUUCCAUAUUACAGACAUAGGAUCAGCUCUGGAUGGAAGAGUACUAUCCGCCAGAACUUGUCUAUGUAUUCAUGUUUUGAGAAAGUGAAUGACCCUAGCUCUUCCAAAAAGAAUGGUAGCUACUGGAUUUGCAAGGCUGAAAAGGCUAAAUCAUGCACCCAGCCUACUAAAAGUCACAGAUCUGGUUGCGUGCCCAUCGCGUCAAAAUUUCAGGCUUGCCAGCCUAUGCUGUUGUCUGCUUGCCAGUUGCCCCUUCUUCAGCUUCCUUGUCUUCUAUUACAUUUCCUGAAUCUUCAUCUGUUGGCCUUCAAUCUAGUGCAGUUAAUGCUCUUCCUACUUCAAUGACUACCAACCCUGUGGUUUUGCCAGUGCCCAAGCUUCCAAUUCCUUGAAUAGCAACUGUGUCUCUACCAGCAGCUUACAAGACCAGAGCUUGGGUGUCAGCAGACAAGACAAAAACAAGGAAUGUGGGUAAUAAAAAGUCAACAAAAGUGAGUGAGCGUAAAAAAUGCAGCAGAGGAGUGCCUGGUGGGACAGACCUGGAGGUCUGGAUACAGACCCAAGUAUGUGGGAAAUCUAGCCAGAAAGGUGGACACUCAAGUUCAUUGCCUGCCACAUCUGUCCCUACUGCAACGUCUCAGAGUGAUGGAGAAAAGACAAGAAUGUGUGGGCCAUGUGCUUCUCAUUUCUCUGAAACAGUGGUACGUUCAUUAGAUUUUUCACCUGCUUUGAGUAAAAGGUCUAAUGGCUGUUCAUGGUACAGGCGACCCUUUUCAGAGGAGGAAGACAGUGCAGGAUUUGAGAUCUUGACAUCGGACGAGGGUCACAUAUCAAAGAGCAGAACUCGGCGUAAACAAGUUUACCCUAAGCACUGUCAUGAAAACGACAUUGCAACUAACUUCUUGGAUGGUGAAAUAAUUUUAACCAAGGAUUAAUUGUAGAAGCAGCAUCUUCACAAGUAUUCCCAAGUGAAGAUUCUUCCAGUGUUACAAUACAGCCUAGGAAGAGAGCUAAAAUGGCCUUGCCAGUCUCACCUGUGCUAGGUUCCUCCAACAUGGACUUCUUCAGCUUGCCUUGCAUGCCUACUGUCAACCCUAUUGACUUGGACUGUGAUGUAGCUCAGCAACACAACAUCUCUGUAUCACUUGGAGACUCCUUGACUGCGCCACCUGAAACCUCAACCCCUAUCCGCAACCAGUCCACUGCCUCACUGCAGCAACCCCGAACAUCUCCAGUUGUGGAUGUUUUGCCUCUCAGUCCUGUGAGCACAUUUUUUGAAAAUAUGGCUGACAUCUUUGUGUCUGCCUCACCUCCACAUAUGUUUCUCCCUGUGUCGGGCAACAAUCUGGAAAAGGCUGACUUUCAUCGUGUCAAAGAUUUGACUAGUUCAGCUGACUUUGAUGAUGGGUUCUUGCCCGAAUUGAAAACUCCACCAAGCAGGUGGGGGUGGGCUGGGAGGUGUCAUCUUGAGUUAGCUAAAUCAGGGGGCCACCCUAUGAGUAUAAAAGAUGAAAUAGGCCUGGUACAGAAUCCUAAUGACUACUUUCAGGAGUCAAAUCUAUUGGAUAUGUAUGAAGCCCCUUCUUUUAAUCUUAGCCCUCAGCACUUUCACCUAAAGUGUAGUCCCCUUGUAGUAACAAUAAGUUCCAGGGUUACCCAAAACAAACUUUGACACAGGAAGAUGGGGGCUAUGACACAAGACAUCUGGUUCACACACUCAAUCAGUCUACAGAAUUCCACCACCAGAAUAUCAGCCACAACACUGGUCAGCACACUAUGCUGGCAGGAGCUUCCAGAACAACUCUGGAUGUUAACAAAUUUUGCUGUUUCAUCAAGUCAGUGCCGCAGAUGAAUGCAAAUUCUGGGAACACUUCUGGGAUAGCUGAGCAGAAUGUGGUGAACAGAGAGUUAGAUUUAGGACAGGCCUUAUAUACUUAUCAGCAACCACAGACAAUGACAAAAACAACUGGCACAAACCAAUGCAAAAAUUCUGACAAGGCUAUUUUGCAGAAUGUUGGUUCAUCUGCCACACAGAAUCCAUCACCAUCUCAGAAUCAACUCGUGCACAAAAGCUCUCAUCCUCGCUACCAUUUUGAAGAACAGCAGUGUCAAGAAAACUGUAGCUUCUGUACAAUCAGCAGCAUCAUUCAGAUUUAGGAACUUGUUAUGACUUGUAUAAAGGCCCACAGAUGACUCACAAUCAACAGUGUAUGACGUUUUUCGCCAGCAAUGAAUAACCCCAUCCUGUACGAUGUGCCAUAAAGAGAGUGUCCAAAGGAUGCAUGACCAGAAAAGCAAUCAGGGGAUAGCUACAGGUCAACAGACAUGUACCUCGGUUUUGCAGCAGAGACAACCAGGUACUUUUUGGCAGCAUGUAUUAGGCAUUCACACCCUGCAUGUUAACCUGUGAUAAUGAACUUGUUUUUGAUGAGCGAAGCAACAAAUCCUGCCUGUGAUAUUUGGAAAGGAGAAUAGCAUCUUGUGUCCUGUUGUUGAUCCAACAGUACCACGAAGUAAUGUUUUUCCUUCCAAAGCAGUGAGACAAUACAGGACCUGUUUUUGACUAGAUUUUCUAUGUAAAGUGUUGUGAAGUAUUUUGAUAUUGCAUCCAGCAUUCUAAAGAAAGUCCAUGUUGAACUUUAGAUUGCUUUUGUCAGGACUUUGUUAUAGAUUUUGCAAAGACGUCUAUUGCAAUUUUUAUAUUGGAUACUUUACCAAGUAACACUCUGUCCUAUUUUUGUAUAAUGCAUGUUCUUUGUGACCCACAAAACAAUUAACAUUCCAGAUAUGAAUCCAUCCACAAGACUCAAGCUUUUGUUGCUUUUUUUUAAUUAGGACAGGCAAAUAUAACAUUUUUUUUUUUUGAUUUGGAAAAAAUGUGUGACAUUGUAAGGAACAGCAAACAAGAUGAAUCUAAUGUUUUUAAAAUAUAUUUUUGAUACAAGAGAAAUCUAAGAGUUUUCUUAAUCACAUGUCUUUUGUGCUUAAAUUCACAAGAAAAAUAUUGGUACAUAUACUAACACAUCUCCAGCAUGUAUUACGGAAAACCCUUUAUAUUACCUGGUUCUUUUUGUUAGUCAAACUUCUAGCCACUAAGAAAAUAUCAUUUUUUUCAGUUUGUCUUGUCCCUCACCUACCGUUCAUUUAUAUCUCAUUGAACUGCUGCAGGCACUGUUGACAGUAAUUCUUAAACAAAGAAACAAAAGUAUUCUAAAUCUGCAGUGUGCAUCCACAUGCAUAUUCUGAAAUAAUUUUUCUGCAGAUGGCUUUUAGAUAGUAUAUUUGAUAGACCAGAGAAAACAAAUUUAUAUAGAAGAAAAAACAGGAUCAGGUAUAUUAUCAACAACAGAGCUUGCAAUAACCAGAAAGCAUUAAUUGGCAUGCUCAAAAUAUAAGUAGGCUGAAAGUUUUUAUUAAGAUUAAAGAAAUAUUGGAAUAUUCUAACAGCUCAACUAAAUGUCCUAAAGUAUGCCCAAAUUAUUUUUUUAGCAAUAAAUUGCAAGCAUUUUCAGGAAAUUUUCCAUUUUUCCUUUGAAGUUGUGCUUGAGAACUCCUUCAUAGGUAUGAUUUUAUGCUUGGGGUCUUGAUACACAAACAUUAAUGUGUGGCAAGUACCCUUGCAUGAAAUGGAUUUUACAGAUUUAAGGGAAUCAUUUUUGUGUGCGUUUCUGUUUGAUAACCCUUUUUAGGAUAGAUUUUGGCUCCAGAAUAGUAAUGGAAGGUUUCAAUAAUGUUUCAUAGACUAAUGCUUACUCAUCACUCAUUAAAUUUAUUUGGCAUGAUCAUUGUGUUUUUAGUUGGGGUUUUUUUUUCAGUAAUAGAUGCCUCUAUAGAAAGCAAGUUUGUAUCCAUUGCAGGAGGCUUUAGUUGUUAUGUAUUUUCUUUUUGUGUAUAACCCUGUAAUAAGACCACUGAAUUGUGUUUAAGUCAGCAUUUUCCAUGCUAAGACCUAGAAAGUUCAGAUUCAGAUGAACCUGUAAGGUGUUUCUGCAAAGACUUAUUUCUAAAGUCUUCCAUUGUUGAAUUUUUUUCUUUUAUUUUAAGUAAUGAGAAACAGCUGUUUUCAUAACACAAUAUUUGCAGAAGACAUGAGCGAGCUAUCAGGCUAUGUAAAUAGGCAGCUGAACAGAUGUUUCAUCAAGAAAGAAGACUGCACUUUUUUUUCUCUCAGGCCACCCUUCUCUUUUUAGGAGGGUGUGCAAUGUUAAGGACCAAAGGGAACCGAUUCAUACCUUGGCCAUUCCUUUUUGUUCACCUUGUGCUUUUUAAAGUGAUAUUUUUGAAGUUGUGAAAUAUGUAAUCUACAACAUGCUUGAAUAAAUUUUUUAUGAUGUUCAAGAUUUGUUCUUGGUUUUGCCAAAUGUUUCUCUAGUUGGACAUUUUCACACUGAUUUUUUAUUUCUUUAAUUUUGACUGAAAAAAGUCGAUCAGAGUCGAUCGUAAAACUUGUCAGAGGAACUGUUACAGCCAGCCAUUUUCUAAAACAUUUUCAGUGUUAUUUUUAUUUUCUUUUUUUUUUUUUCAUAAAAAAUAUUUUUACAUCUGUGUUGACUUCCAGGAAAGUGUAAUUUCCAUAACCAUAUUAUUCCUGAAUUACUCCCAAAUUUGUAUGACCUCUUCUUUGUUCACAAUGGUGCAUAAAAGUGAUGCUCAAUAGAAGAAUGAAAGAUUCUGGGCACAGUCACUAAAACUUUAUCUUCAAAAUAAAGUGAUGGUAAAAUGUGACUAAAGUAGCUGGCAACAAAAAAGGUCAUAUCAUCCACUGUAGAACAGUCAAGAUAGGAUCUUGUCAUGCAAUAUUCAGAGGGGAUUUUUGUUGGGUUGUUUUUGUUUUUUUUUAUUAUUAUUUUAAGACUGUUGGAAAACUUGAAGUCAUUCACCUCUUGCAGUCUACAGUCUUUGACAAUCCAGUAAUAACUUCACAGGUAAUGUUUGAGUGCAAGUAGGGCUAGGUGAACCAUUUCAAACAAAAUUGCAUCCCUUAGCACAAAUCAUGAAUUUUUUUAAGUUCUCUGUGUUGUCCUUUGGUGGAGAUUGUGUUUGAACUGGCAGAUAGAAAAAAAAAAUCAUGAAAAUUCUCACACAUUUAUCAUAAUUAGCUAAUUGCUGGUGGAUGUUAAAGUAGGUCUGGAAAAUGUGACAACAGGUUUGGACCUUGUGUGGGUCUCGAGGGUAGGAAAAGCUGAUUUCUACAUAUUUUGAAUUGUAACUACAAUUUAGGUUGAGUUUUUUCCAAUUCUUUUCAUGACUUUUUUUUAAAUGCUUGAAUUUUGUGAGUGACUAGAUUCUAGUCUCAAUGAACAAUUCUAGUAUGUGCCCACUGCAAUCUCCCACAAAACAUGGGGGUUGUUUCACAAUGAAGUUUCUCUCAAUUACAUGAACAAAAAUAACGAGAAAGCAUUUUUUCUGAAAUGUAGAAAAAUAUUUUAUUUGGAGCACAGCACCAAUCUUUAACAUAAUGUUAUCUUGGGUAACAACAGUUCUCUACAGAUCUUGUCAAAGAUGCUCGCUCACAUGAGGGUACACCAUGCACUCCAAAAUAAAUAGGAACAGUUUUUCCAUUGACAGUUUAAGACACCAUAUCUAAUGAGUGAUAGUCAUGUUCGACUAGAUGUGAGAGGUAUCCUUUUUAAGAGUAUGGAAUGGAGAUGGGGAAAGGCUGGGUGUGCAGAUACCUUAGUACAAUAAAACCUUCACCAGUGAGGUAAUAUGGACAGAGUUUUGGAGGUUUUUUUAAAGUAUUUUUUAUGUGCAUGCACAGGUUUGUGUAGACAUUGUGAUAUCACUACAAUAUGCCCUGAGAGAUAUGACUGAUUCUUACAAAAAAAAAAAAAACAACCUAUGUCCAUGACCCAUGUCAAAAGAACCUUGGAAGCAAGAGGAAUGUAGCUGAUUGAAACUGGGGUGGAUGAUGGAAGCUGAGAAAGAUAAAACCCUUUCACAAACUCAAGCCUUUACCUCUUGAAUGCUAAUAAAAAUGCACUGAUAAGAGAAUGUCUAGAGAAGAAACCUUUGUUUACACAAAAAAGUAACUUAUGUCAGUAUUGAAUGUCUCUUACAUCCAACAGCUCUUGGCACGGGUUCAAAAGACUAGAACAUCUUUCAAUAGUUUAAUACCCUUUCCAACAGCUGACUUUUCUUGAAAAAUAAUUCUUACAAUCCUCAGUCCUGAAACCUGCUUCUCUUGCACAGGCAAAGACUAGUGAUAUUUUUGCCUACUGCUUCCUGAAAAAAAGAUGGUGGAUUCCAAAUAUCAACUUGCAAGUUUAGGUCACUUCAUCGACCCGCAGUGCACUAAGCAUAUCACAUUAUUCUAUACAGGCAACAUAUUUGCAUUGAAUAAAUUCUGUAUUACUACCCUUAAAGAGCAAAUAUCAACACAUAA
Molecule: messenger RNA, 6513 nt
Organism: Pomacea canaliculata
Lineage: Eukaryota; Metazoa; Mollusca; Gastropoda; Architaenioglossa; Ampullariidae
Source: RefSeq, a predicted model, not a curated record